GCGGCACUGCCGCGUCAGCUGUCCGGCCUCCGACGCCACGCCGACAGAUGUGCAAGAUGUCCCAGCGGUCUACUACGUUUUACUUUUGUUUGAUUUUGUCUCUGCAAACGUUCAGUCUCUUCAUCGUAUUAAUUCGUGCAAACGAAUCAAAACACGAUGUUAAAAUUGAGGUUACGUUUCUGCCUGAAAACUGCAGUCAGAAAUCCAAGAGAGGAGACAUGUUGAAUGCGCAUUAUGAUGGAUAUCUAGCUAAAGACGGAUCUCAGUUCUAUUGCAGUCGUUCGACAAGCACGGGUCACCCACACUGGUUUGUGUUAGGCGUUGGAGAAGUUAUUAAGGGUCUCGAUAUAGGCCUGAACGACAUGUGCCCCGGUGAGAAGAGAAAAGUUACAAUUCCUCCUUCCUUGGCGUAUGGCGAGAAAGGAAAAGGUCCUGUACCGCCAAAUGCAACAGUGGUCUUUGAGGUGGAGCUUUUGUUCAUAACCAGAGGACCACGCAGCAUAGAAGCCUUCAAAGAAAUUGAUGUUGAUGACGACAAGGCCCUGACAAAAGAAGAGAUUAAAGAAUACUUGAAAAUGGAAGCCAAGAAGUUAAAUUCACAGAAAGAUGAAACCUAUUUUGAUGAUGUUGUGGCAGAUGUGUUCCAAAAGAAUGAUCACAAUGCUGAUGGGACCUUAUCACUCAAGGAGUACAAUGUUUAUGGGCAUGACGAACUGUAAACACUACUAGACAACUCAUGCAGCUCAUGCACUGGACAUUCUCUACAAGAUACUUUCCACAUUGUGAUCAAGAAUAUUGCUUUGAUAAACACCACUAAAUUUUGAAUAAAGUUGACUCAAAUACUAACUUGUACUGAUUGUAUCAUGCAAAAAACCUAAAUAGAUAAGAUGCUUUUUAAAAACCUUUUAGAACUUUUCUCAAAAUGCUUGCAUGUCAAGUCACCUUUAUUUAUAUAGCGCUUUAUACAAUACAGAUUGUUUCAAAGCAGCUUUACAGUGAUAACAGGAAAAUGAUUCAAUGAUGCAAACAGAGUUCAUUUCAGGUGUACAGCAGUUCUAAAAGAAAAUAGUGUCAUUGUUCAGCUGAAGUCAGUUCAGUGAUGAUUCAGUUCUGUUGUAAAGAUCAUUGAUUAUUAAAUUAGUUUAUUUCAUCUAUAAAGCAGUUCUGCAGAAAAACAGUGAUGUCGUCAUCCAGCUCAGUUCAGUUCUCAUCCAGUAGUUUCAAUUCAGUUAAAUCAAUAUUGUUGAAUAAAGCUUGCAUCUUGCAUCUGCUCCAAUUUAUCAAA
Molecule: messenger RNA, 1285 nt
Organism: Ctenopharyngodon idella (grass carp)
Lineage: Eukaryota; Metazoa; Chordata; Actinopteri; Cypriniformes; Xenocyprididae
Gene: fkbp7
Product: FKBP prolyl isomerase 7
Exons: 4
Coding region: 48-719 (223 amino acids)
Molecular function (GO): calcium ion binding; peptidyl-prolyl cis-trans isomerase activity
Source: RefSeq, a predicted model, not a curated record